AUGGCUUUGGAAAGCAGCAACAAUGGUAGCUGUAGAUCGUUGAAAAUUGUUUCUUUGGUGUGGGGGUGUGAGCUAACCAAGGAGACACCAACCUACACCUUUGAAGUCCCAGAGGACCGGCACUAUAAGCAGCAGUUGGCUUUGAGAACGAUCUGCCUCGGGGAAAAAGCCAAGGAUGAAUUUCAUGUGGUGGAGAUUGUACCCCAAAAGGACAGCAAGGAAUCUGCUCCAGUGUGCCUAGCAAACCUGAAACUUUCAGUUCUCCCAAUGAUCACCACUCUAGGACUUGAUCUAAAUCCACCUGUCACAUUCAGACUAAAGUCAGGGAGUGGGCCUGUCUACCUUUCUGGACAGCAUAUGUCAGCUUUCAACGCAUGGAACGACAGUGAAGAGGAUGACGAGGAGGAGGAAGAGUCCUUGGAAGAUGAAGAGAUGGAGGAAUCUUCCAAGGAAGAGUCUCCAGUGAAGCCUGUCAAGGCUACAGAGUCCAAGCGUUCAGUUGCAGCAGCCAAGAAGGGGUCUGAACUUCCUGCUCAAGAGCAAUCUCAGGAGGUGGAACAGGAAUGGAAACAACUUGGCACUACUUGA
Molecule: messenger RNA, 588 nt
Organism: Sphaerodactylus townsendi
Lineage: Eukaryota; Metazoa; Chordata; Lepidosauria; Squamata; Sphaerodactylidae
Product: nucleoplasmin-like
Exons: 6
Coding region: 1-588 (195 amino acids)
Biological process (GO): positive regulation of DNA replication; chromatin remodeling
Cellular component (GO): cytoplasm; nucleolus; nucleoplasm
Molecular function (GO): chromatin binding; RNA binding; histone binding
Source: RefSeq, a predicted model, not a curated record